This is a messenger RNA of Synchiropus splendidus (mandarinfish), 6164 nucleotides long. RefSeq names its product tudor domain containing 15 (gene tdrd15). Bases 1232 to 6016 code for a protein of 1594 amino acids. NCBI's taxonomy places the organism in Eukaryota, Metazoa, Chordata, Actinopteri, Syngnathiformes, Callionymidae. The transcript has 6 exons. The record is from RefSeq and is a predicted model, not a curated record. Gene Ontology annotation, biological process: spermatogenesis.
UCCCUUCGCUGCACGCGGACGGAGGCGCGCGACAAUGGCUAGCUGCGGCUGAAGCUAGCAGCGCCUCCACACCCGCGUGUGGCGAGCCGAGGCCGCUGUGAGCCGCCGAGGCGCGUGUGUCGCGCGCGCUGCUCCCGCCACACGCCUCGACAGCGCUCUUCUAUGUGUAUAGACGUGUAGUAGGUGUAUUUCCCAGGGAAGGUCGGUCAGUCCCACUGUUUGUUGCGGGUAAAAGUGCCUGACAGAAGAGUCAAGUCUCGCGCCAAGCGUCGCGCGCCAGAGAAGACCGCCGCUGUCGUGACGUCUGCCAUGCUCACUGAAAACCCAGCUGUUCAGGGUUCGAGACAGGUCCGUGGCGAGCUGAGCCGCGCACGUGUCCACCUGUUGCAGUGAGGAGGAGGAGGAUGGGUCUGAGGCCAGGUGAGAAGCGACCCAACCAGAGGAAACACGCGCGCACACCCUGAGGCUCGUGUCGGCCAGCAGGAGGCGCUGUCGCGCGCUGGUUCCCUCUCCAUCCCGGUGUCCCUCAGAAGACCCACAGGGCUGUGGUGGGACCUGCUGUGCUGUGGCUCCCAGACGGAGUCGGCAAACGGAGCCGGGAGAGUGGGGAGUGAGCAGGGGAGAGCAGCACACUGGAGGGAGGAGAGCAGCUUGGAUGGAGGAGAGCCAGGCUCAAGAGCGGGAGGAGGAGAGGCGCGCGCGCGUCUGUCGGGCUGCUCAGGUCACUGCCUCAGGUCCUCAGCUAAGCCAGUACCAGCACCAAAUGUACAGGCAACAAUCAACGUCCAGACUCAGUCAUUAUUUUUGAUGCAGAGCUUUUCAUUUAUAUAGAUUGAUAUAUAUGGAGAUACAUAUACUGUCAUGGAGUUGGCAUUAGUCUGCAAUAUUUUAGGUUUUGUUUUUUUUUCAGAGAAUAUAAAUUGCAGCUAAGGUGUCCACAGUUUUGUUUGUUUAAUCUGAACGGACUUGAACUGUGCUCAAACACGAGGAGGAGUGUGACAGGCCAACAAGAGGAAGACGGUGGAUGGGACACGACGUUUCAGCUCCUCUGAAUGUGGAUGGACUUUUUUGAAAAUAUUGAAACGUGAUCCCAGCCAACAAAUGUAUGAAAGAAAUGAGAUCGCCUGCAUGCUGGGAUGGUCUGGACCAGCGCCAUCUUUGACACCCUUCCCGCUUGAGCAGGGCUUUUCUAGUCUGAGCAGGAAAUGCUGAGUUCCGAAGUGCAGGCAUCAUGGCGUGGACUCACAAGUGUCACAAGUCUGGAGAACCAUCUCCACUCAAGGCCUCCUGCUGGGUGGAGCUGAAGCUGACUCACCUGGACUGGAGCCCUGAAACCAGUCUGAUCCAGUUCCAGGGUCACGACCCGGACGUCUGCGAGCUGGAGUACAGCAUCCUCCAGGGGGAGCUGCUCAACGUGCCCAAGAGCCGAGCGGCCCUGAGCGUGGGCGACAUGUGCCUGGUGGAGGAGCUGCCUUCGGGCCGCUGGCACAGAGGCCGGGUGCAGGGCCAGCAGGGGGAGCUGCUGGAGGUCUUCCUCAUCGACCGCGGGAGCAGCUUGAGCGUCGGCGCCAGCCGAGUGUCCUCCUGCCCCGCGCACCUCCAGAGUCUGCCCCCCAAGACGGUGUGUGGCUUCCUCUCCAACGUGCUGCUCUUCAGCGGCUGCUGCCGCUCUGUCAUGCAGGAGUUCUUCUCCAGCCUCCUCAAGAGCAACGUCAAGGGUCUCGUCACGGCCACGCUGCCGCAUCAAGUCCUACUUCUCGAGGUCCCGGCUGUCAACAGCCACAUUGUUUUGAAUGGCUUUGGUCGCCAUGUGGACAGCCACAGCUUCCUGCUGCUGGUGGAGCUGCUGACGGAGAUGCCGCAGGAGCGCCGCGCCCUCCCGCUGCCUGGACUGGAGGGCGCCCUGCCCAGCCUCUCCGCCUGUGCCCCCGGGUUCGGCAGCGGCUCUGGAGUCCAGGUGCGAGUCACUGCCGCCUUCCGCCCUGGACUCUUCUACUGUCGGGAGGCCAGCAGGGACGCAGAGCUGCAGGACCUCUGCUCAAGACUGGCUGCCGCCUGUGAGGACGGAAACCGAGUGGGGCGCCGAGGCACCGAGGAGAACCUGGGCUCCCUCUGCGCCGUCAAACACAGGGACGGCAGAUGGUACCGCGGCCUGGUCCAGCUGGUCGCUUCCAACACUGAGGUGCGCGCGUGGUUCGUCGACUGCGGCUUCUUCGAGUCGGUCGAGGUGCAGAAGAUCCAGAAGCUGCCGCCGGGCCUGUAUUCCACCCCUCUCAUGGCUCUGCCCUGUGCUCUGGCCUCCUGUGAGCCCCAGCAGCUGGACCUGCUCAAGGCUGGCAUCCUGGGAGACGUGCUCCACCUGGAGAUCGUCGGCCACGACGACAACAGGAACCUGUACCUGGUCAGGGCGUCCAAGCUUCUGGACGGUCGUGGCUCCGAGCCACGGGCGGUCGCCGGCAUUCAGGCGCCGGCGCCGCGACUCUUCAGCCACUUGGCUGGUGAGGGGAAAGUCACCGAGCAGCUGCUGAACAUGGUCCUCAAAGAAGAGAACAUACUCCCCGACGCCUCUUUUGUGGGCUACGUGGAACACGUCCAAGACCCCAACCACUUCUGGAUCCGCAGCCAAAAGAGAAACGAGGCGUUUGAGGAGAUGAUGGAGAAGGUGCGCGCUCACUACAGUCAGCUGCGGCUGGAGCAGGACACGCUGACCCGCCCGCAGGUCGGCUCGCUCUGCGGCGCCGUCUACCUGGAUGACCGCCACUUCUACAGAGGCCUGGUGGUCCACGUCCUGCAGCACCACGCCAGAGUGCUCUUCCUGGAUUUUGGGAAUGUGGAGCGAGUGCCUCACAAGCUGGUCAAGAAGCUGCCCGAGUCCUUGGCUGGGGUCCCGCCCUUCGCCCUGCGCUGUUCUCUGAGUGGCGUGUUCCCUCUGGAGGAGCAGUGGACCCUCUCCAACUCCAGCAGGUUCAGGAAGCUGACGGCAAACAAGGAGUUGGAAGUGCGUGUGGUGCAGAUCAGAAGCGACGCUCUGCUGGUGGACCUCUGGCACGGAGGACGGAGCAUCUCCCAGAUGCUGGUGUCCACGUUGGAUGCCUUGUUCCGGGACACGCCGCGACCACACGGCCUGCCUCGCGUCAGCCACGCAGACCGGCGCUCCAGUGGCCUCCGGCAAGACCUGGUGUCUCCAUCCAAGCCGAAGGCUUGGGUUCCUCCCGAGACCUUCCUCUACUCCUCCUUUGACCUGAGCCCCGGGAGCGAAGAGCAAGUGUACGUCUGCCACCUCAGCAGCCCGUGGGAGGUCUACUGCCAGCUGAGGAGAAAUCUCAGCACCAUCCAGGAGCUGGAGCAGAGCAUUCUGGAGGAAGCCGCGGGGCCGGGCCGUCUGGGCGACCUCAUGGAGACGCUGUGUCUGGCCAAGUACCAGGAUGGGAACUGGUACCGAGGCGUGGCCAGCCCCGUCCUCUCGCCGCAACACCUGGCCGUGUUCUUUGUGGAUUACGGAAACUCCAACAUCUACGAGAGGCGCAACGUCAAGUUCCUCCGCAAAGAGGCCCAGCGUCUGCUGCGCGUGCCCAUGCAGGCCGUGAGGUUGACCCUGGCCCGGGUGCCGCGGGAGGAGCAGCACCCCGAGUUGAGGACCUGGCUGGAGCAGACCAUCCUGCACAGAGAAGUCAGGGCCGUGAUCAGGGGCGGCGGGGUCCAGCGCUCCUUCCACGCCCAGCUCUUUCAUGGCGACACUGACAUCAACCUGGAGCUCAACAAGCUGCUCCUCAGCCUCUCUCCCACGCUGGCAGUCACGGCCCACACAGCUCUGACUCCAAGAGUCAGAGCGAGAUCUGGCCCGGGAGCUCUGACAGCCACAGGUCGAAGGCCAGGUCCAGCAAGAACCAGGUCCACAAAGGCGAGCGGGAUGGAGAAGAAGCGGCAGAAGACCGGGCCACGGCGGACUCCAGGCGUGUCGUGUGGCGCCACCCGCAGAAUCCCGGAGAGGAAGGUCGGCGCCGGGAGGAAGGAGUGUUUCGUGUCCCACAUCAAUUCAGUCCAGGACUUCUUCCUCCAGCUGGCCGAGGACGAAGCGGCCAUCCUGCAGCUGCACCAGGAGCUCAGCCUCCUCUCCAGAGGGGCCGCCGCCACGGCAGCCUCUUGUGUGGAGGUGGGCGACGUGGCUCUGGCCUCGUACCACGAGGACGACCUCCUCUACCGCGCCCUCGUCACGGCCCGGGAAGGAAGCGCCGCCUUCACCGUGCACUUCCUGGACUACGGGAACUCGGCUGUCGUAGAGAAGGAGAAGGUCUUCCCGCUGCCUACGUCGUACGUCAGCCAACCAAGGUGGAGCAUCGCAUGUGCCCUGCUGGACGCCAGCGUCUACGGCAGCGACGCCGCCUUCAGCCACGCCGUGAGUGAGAAGCUGCUCGCCGUCAACUUCGUUCACCGACUUCAGGCCUGUUGGAAAGUCAACAUUGAAGUUAUCGGUGAAGAAGAAGCUUCACCUGCGCUGGAAGCAGGCGGCCAAGGUCCUGCUGCAGAGGCCAUGGUGGAGGAGGUGGAGGCCACGGUGAAGGAGAUCAAGGCCACAGUGGAGGAGGUGGAGGCCGAGAAGGUGGAGGCCACGGUGGAGGAGGUGGAGGCCGAGAAGGCCACAGUGGAGGAGGUGGAGGCCGAGAAGGUGGAGGCCACGGUGGAGGAGGUGCAGGAUGUCGAGACGGAAGACGUCUCCACGGUGGAGAAGGUCUUCUCGAUGCCUGCUGACACAGAGGCCGAGGCCUGUUCACAUGCUCAAUACUUGGCGGCUGAACCGGCUGCAGUGGAGGCUUCUGUGGUCAGCUGGGAUGUGCAGGCUGGAGACACCGAGAGCGGCGUGGUGCUCUCCAUCUUGGAGAACAGCAAGUUCUUCUUCAGACUGAACCGCUCCAACGACUGGGCAGCUCAUCUGGAAAGCUACAUCGCUGAGCGCAUCUUCACCUGUGAAGCACUGCAGGAGGUGCAGGUGGGAGCCAAGUGCUUGGUGGAAGUGGGCCACCUCUGGAGGAGAGGCCAGGUUCUUCAGGUCGGUGAGCAGGUGUGUCGAGUGCUGCUGCAGGACCAGGGCGUCACCGUGGAAACUCCCAGUGGAUCCCUGCGGGCGCAGGGGAGCCCUCUCGUGGAGGUGCCAAACCUGGCGCUGCCGUGCAGGCGCGGCGCCCUCGGGGGGCGCUGCAGAGCGCUCUCGCGAGUCCUGGGGCAGGAGGUGCACCUGAAGUUUGUCCGUUACUCUGAAGCUGAGCAGCUCUGGUUGGUGGAGAUGGUCUCCAGCGACGCUCCCCCUGCAGACGGUGGGCCACAGCGUCUGAGCCUGCCGCCGGUUGCUGUGGACGCGCCGCUGAGGGCGGCGGUCUCCGCCUGCCACUCGCCCUCGGACUUCUCCCUGCUGCCUGAGGCUUCGCUCCCGCUGCUGGCCACAGUCUCCUCUGCCACCCACGGCUUCUGCGGAGACUCCCCGCCGCUUCCUGAAGCCCAGGUCCGGCCCGGCGCCUGCUGCAUGUUUGAGUCCGACUCCAAGGGGAAGUGGUGCCGGGCUCAGAUCGUCCAUGUGGGUCAGGACCACCUGCUGCUGGACCUGCUGGACUACGGUCACCGUGAACGUCUGCCGUGCCUCCACCUCCAGCGGCUGCGGCGGCUCCCCACCGGGCUGCUGGACCUUCCCCGAGCCACAUACCCCUGCACGCUGAGGGGGGUCCGGCCCGCGGGUCCGGGCGCCGCCUGGUCAGAGGACGCGCUCGCGCUGUUUCAGCGGCUCGUGAGGGGCCCGGACCUUCAGUUCCUCGCCAGAGAGUUGGCGUCAGAGGCUCAGCGCCUGAUGGUGGACGCCGUGGUGGGUGGAGUCCAGGUGGCCCGGCAGCUGGUGCUGGCCGGCCAUGCCCGGCACACGGACCCGCUGCUGCAGCUGAGAACGCUUCCUCCCGCCGACCAACCAGAGGAGCCGGCGCCUCAGGACGAGUCAGAGCAGGAGGAAGAGGCGCCUCGCUCUGCUGUCUGAGGAGGAGUCACUGUCGCCGCUGGGUCGGCCACUGGGUCUCACCGCAUUGUUUUGUGAGGGCGAGGGUUCUGAUGCAUGUUCCACUGGUGGAAGACAGAAGCUCUGAUGCUGAAAAAUCUGUCUUUAUUAAUGAUUUACAAAAAGAUGA